Messenger RNA from Danio aesculapii, 2811 nucleotides. It is a transcript of the gene armc2, whose product is annotated as armadillo repeat containing 2. The transcript has 18 exons. Gene Ontology annotation, biological process: sperm axoneme assembly; cilium organization. Gene Ontology annotation, molecular function: protein binding. Lineage: Eukaryota; Metazoa; Chordata; Actinopteri; Cypriniformes; Danionidae. Bases 163 to 2589 code for a protein of 808 amino acids. The record is from RefSeq and is a predicted model, not a curated record.
CACACGCUGACGUUUCUGGAUUAAAGAUGACCUUUUUAAAACAGUGAAACCAAGAAUCGGCUUUAAAUCAAGUUAUGGAGCUUUCCAUCCAUUUUGGCUAUACGGUAAUGAUCAAGGUCUCAGGCCCUUGAAACCUGUACACAUCCCCCUUAUGGAUAAAGCAUGUCUAUAAUGGAGUUCCAGCACAACAAAAGUGAUGGCGUUUACAUGAGCACUGGCCACAGGAGACAGACGAGUGCAGAGAUAGUGUCAGAGGCUCGACGCUCUCUCAGAUCUCUUGCCACACAGAGGCCUUUCACACCUCAGGAGAAAAACCGGCAGCUCUUUGGAGAAUCAUCAUCUCGUGCACGUGAUGGGCGACCACCAUCUGCAUUCAGUCUUCAUGCCCGACAUUUUGAAGCUCCUGACUCCAGGCCAGGAUCUGGAACUCGUCUCAAUCCGCUGGAACAUAAACCCAGGGUGUCUGUUUCCCUGGAUGAGGAUGGAGGUGACGAUGAAGCUGCUCUUCCCAAACCCCCAGCAGAGCGAGGAGGUACCAGGACUGGAUCAGGAGGUUCUCGUGCCAGACUGCUUAGAGCAACAUCCGUUAGCAAAAUGCCACCUAUGACACCAAAUGCAAAAAAUAUGUCUCCAGAGGCAAGGAUUGGAGGAGACCAACUAGAUGACGGAGACAAUCUACGCUCAGCUGAUAUUACAAAGCAUAAAACAAAAUCCUCCUCUGAAACUGAUCUGCACACGCUUAGGAGACCACGAAUUGAUGUUUCCAGUCAAAGUGGAUCAAAACCAGAUGCAGAUGACAGUGAGGAUGAAUCUGUGUUCUGGAACACUAAAGUCCUGCCCGUCCUUCAAGAAUUCGAGUCCUUUGCUGGAGGUGAUGCUGUGUCAGAUGAGAUUGUGGGACAGCUGUGUAACUCAUGCAAUGGUCUCUAUGAUGCCCUGGCAGAGAGAGGCAUGCUGGGAAGGCAGUGUAAAAAGAGGUCCGGCAUACUGAGAAUACUGUUCAGACUUAUAGAUGUUGGAUCGGACCGACUUAACCUAACGUUAGCCAAGCUUAUUCUGGCACUCAAUGUGAGUGGGAAUAACUUGCUGAACAUCUGCAAACUCGUCUUCAAAAUCAGCCGGAACGCUAAUAACGACGCCCUGUUCCUCAAGGGCUCCAUCCUAGACUCCCUUGUGUCUCUGCUCCAGUGUGACGAUGUGUGGAGUAAAGGUGAGGCCAUUCUGUACUGUGUGGGCUCACUGAAGCUCCUCUCAGGAAACAGUGCCCUCUCCAGGCUGCUGCUGAAUAAAGGCUUCAUCGCCGUCCUGAUGCAGUUGUCAAAGAGACUGAUGCACGGCCCAUCUGCAACUUCAGCUAAUGUUAAUACUCGCAAGUCAGAUGGAGAAGGUCAGCAGAUCAUCACAGGACACAUACUGGUACAGGUCACAGGAGCUUUGAGAAAUAUAGCCGACCAGUCUGAGUCUCGGCCUUCCUUCCUGUCCAACAAGGCAUUUUCUACUCUUUGCUUGAUUCUGGAAAACCACCGCAAUGACCUCGACGUCUGCAUUAAUGUGGCCCGAAUAUUCAGCAAGCUGUCCACCUACACCGAAUGCUGUCAUGCACUCGCUGAGACGCCACGCUGCUGCAGCCUAUUUUUGGAGCUGCUAGGCAAACACAGCAGGAAACAGGAUCUUGUGGUGCGUCUCCUAUUCACACUAGGGAAUCUGACCGCAAAGAGCACUGAAGCCAGAGAGCAAGUCUAUGAGGAGGAACAAGGAAUGGAUGUCCUCCUAGAUCUUUUCCAGGCCUACCUGAAAACACCAUCACCCCCUGAACAAUGUUGUUCUCCAGAGAGAGAGGACGUCCUGGUCAAACUAAUCAGAUUGCUGGCCAACCUGGCCAUCCAUCCCACCGUGGGCACAGCAUUGGCUGCCAACACAUUGUGUGUACAGCUGCUACUGAAAGUUCUGGAGUGCCGGAGUGUCCAGGAGAGUGAGGAGUUAGUGAUCAAUGCAGUGGCCACCAUCAACAACCUCUCUUUCUACCCUUCCCAGAGCUCAGUGAUCCGUUCCCAACACACACACAUCUCCCAGUUGCUGCUCAAGCUCUUGCUGGGCUCCAGUAUGGAUGCAGUUUUGGAGGCCACGCGGGUGUUUGGAAACCUGUCACAGAUCAAAGACGUGAGACGCUUCGUCAUGCAGCACAAAGUGGAGCAGUUUGUCAUAACCCUCUUGGACUCCAAGAGCCCUGAUGUGUGUUUCUCUGCAUGUGGAGUUCUCAUCAACUUAUCUGCAGAUCCUGACAACAGGGCCAUGCUGAGCGCCGAGGGAGCCGUUCAGAAGCUUGUUGACUGUCUGCGUGACUUCGGGCCUCAGGACUGGCAUUUAGCCGCUGUGGUGUGUCAGACUCUGUGGAACUGCUCUUUAGAUGGAGAGCUCCAACACGCUCAAGAGCUUCUGGAGAUCUUACGGCUGUACACAGACAGAGAAGCUUUGCAGUGGCCUUCUGAAGACGGAGUCAGACAGGUUCAGGAAGCACGCUGGGAGCUGCUGUUUGUACCAGUAGCUGAAAGGCUAAGACAACGUUUACAUAUUGAAGACACCAUUUAAAUCAUUCAAUAAGCUCAAGUGAUGCACAGCCUCGUCUCCGGUCUUCACACGUACAAGCAAGCUGAGGAAUGAGCCGGUGUGUAUAAUGCACUUUAAUACAAGUUAAUACUGUAUAUAGGCUACUGUUCAAAUAAUUAUAUACAAACAAUACUAUUCGACUGUUUAUUAUUCAACACAUAAUUACUGUAACAUUCAAAGAUAUUAUGAAGGCAAUAAUCAUGU